CCCCGCCUCCUCCUGCAGGCUGUGGCCGGGGAAAGCUUCAGGGAAUCAGGAUGCAGUCAGCUCCAAGUGUCGGUUCGACGAAGACCUCGGACGGGACGGUCCAGCCCAGAGAUCAUGCUCAGAACCCCGGGCAGCGGGUGAACCGAGCCGGCAUGGACUAACCGGGGCGGAGGGGGUCCCGCUCCAGUCCAGGCAGGUGGCGCCAUGGCAGCGCGGCUCCUGGACCGCCUGAAGCGCUCUCUGUUUAAGGACGGCCAGGGAGCGGAGCAGGAGGCGGGAGGCGGACCGGAGGAGGAGGGCCUCACCAAGGAGUGGUGGGAGGCGGAGCUGGAGGAGGAGGAGGAGUGCGUGACGGAGCGCCUCAGGGGAACGCUGUGCUUCCACGGCGGAGAGUUGGGACCCGAGGAAGGAGGCGAGGACAGCGACUCGGACUUCCUGGGGGAGUCGAUGGAGGAGGGCCUCAGCAGCACAGAUGCCAGCCCGGUGGGCGUGUCCCCGGUUGGCCCCGCCCCCUCCUCCAUGCUGACGCGGCAGCUUCAGGACAGCUGGAGGAGCCUGCGUGGGCUGGGAGGGGCGGGCCACGGCGUGCGGCGGCAGGCGGACGGCCUGAUGUUCGAGGUGACGGACGCCAGCGUGGUGACGGACGGCGGCUCUAAAUACGUGCUCUACACCGUCCACGUGAUCCAGUCCGGCGGCAGCGACAAGACCCCCGCCGUCAUCACGCGCCGCUACUCCGACUUCCAGCGGCUCCACGCCACCCUGAGGCGUAACCACGGCGACCAGAUGGAGCGCGUCUCCUUCCCACGGAAGAAGCUGCGCAGGAACUUCACGGCUGAGACCAUCGCCAAACGCAGCCGCGCCUUCGAGCAGUACCUGUCUCACCUGUGUUCCCUGCCCGUCCUGCGGGGGGCGCCCUGCGUGCGGCAGUUCUUCUACCUGAGCGACCUGCAGGACGCCCAGCUGCUCAUCAGGGCCGGCCGGUUCCAGGAGGCUCUGGGUCCGCUGCUCAACGCCAAGAGGCUGCAGCACAAGCUGGGCUGGGCGGGUCACCGUGACGACGAGACGCAGGCCCCGCCUCCGGGCUCCUCCCAUUGGUUCUUCACCUUGGUGGGGCUGCAGUGCUGCUUCCAGGAGGUGGAGCAGCUGGAGGAGGCCUGGGAGCACUGCGACCACGCCCUCCGUGUGCUCGUCCCCGCCGAGACCCAGACCGGGCCGGAGAUCAAGCCCCUCCCCCCGCAGGACAAGCCCCUCCCCCCGCAGGACAAGCCCCUCCCCCCGCAGCCGGACGCGCCCCACUCCCUGCUGCUGCCGCUGCUGCAGGCGGGGGUCCGGCUGUCGUGGCAGACGGGAAGAGACAAGCAGCGGUGGGAGGAGCAUCUGCAGCAGCUGGAGGAGCGGCAGGCGGCGCCGGACGACCGCGGGUCGGUCCGGGACUUCCUGCUCAGACACAAGCUGCAGGGCAGCGGGGACGGCUGAAGCUGCGCAGCGUGAUACGAGCAGACCGGAGGCUUUUCAGAAUAAAAGCCCGAUAUCUGCGGGGAGACCAGGUUAAAGACCCGAUCGGACCUGACCACCUGGUUCUGAUUGGAGAAGCCAAGGCUGGAAUGGUUUCCUCUGAGAUGUCCGGUUUUAUUCUGAAGUUCUGUUUAGCUCUCCUCUGGCCGAGUAGAACUCUGCAUCAGAACCACCUGACGCUGCCUGGGCGGUUCUGCAGAGACCCGAAGGACCGCUGGUUCCGGGUUGUUCACCGGGAAACUUGCACAGGAAAAAUAAAAGCAAUCAAACAGUUUACGGUUCUGUUGAGGAGUAAAUCUGAAGGGUUCUCCUCAGACGGCGCUGGUCCGGCCCAACAGGAAGUCUGGGAGCUGAAGGUCAGCUGUAGAGCUGUAGAGCGCCCCCCGGUGGAGAAAGCAGCGUUACAUGAAGCGUUACAAUCAGACCUGCUGGUCGUCAGGCUCCAUCAGCUUCCACCUGGUGGAGCCUGACGUCCAGCAGGUCGUUUCCACCUUUAAGGCUGGAAGGCCUGGCGGAGCCUCGUUUAAGGUAAAACACGUGGGCGUGGCUCCCAGGUGAUGACCGGACAGAAAUGCACCUGAGGAGCUUAACGUGACGGCAGACUGGAGAUGCUGGAGAGGUUUAACGAGGAAAAGGGAAUAACGAGGGAGCAGAGCAGCACCUGGUGGACUCUGUCAGGGAAUAAAGGGAAUAAAAGGGAAUUAAAGAGAAUAAAAGAGAAUAAAAGGGAAUAAAAGGGAAUUAAAGAGCGUAGCCUGCAGGUUCACUUCCACACAUCCUAACAGAAACCAGGAUUCAUCCAUAGAUUUCAUCCUCUGUUCUCUGCUGCUCCCAAACUCAGUGAGUCUAUGGCCCUUUCUGUAUGAUGAAGAUAAUGAUGAUGAUGAUGAUGAUGAAGCAAGCUUUUUCCAUGGAGACGUCACCUUUAAGGUUGCAUAUUUCAGCUUUAACAUCAUCCAUCCAUCAGUUCUGAGUUAAAUCCUCUUAACUGAGGCACAUGCAGUUACAGGUUGGGUCCAGCAGGGGGCAGAGUGGGCAGUAACCUGGACUUCCUGCUUUUUGGGCCUUUUCCCCACAGUUUUAGUUUUAAUGUCACAUUUCUAGCUCCACAUGUCUGUAAUUUUAGAUCAUAUAGUGGAGAAUAUCUUUUACACGUCAUUUUAAAACUUCGCCGGUCUGUGGAGUCGUUUUAUUUCACCAAGAGGUCAGAGAUUUCUAGCUUUGUCACGAGAAAGGGAAAAUAAACUUUAACUGUUUAUUAAAGUCAUUUAGUGUUAGGUGAAUGUAGCGUCCAGAUUUAUCAAUUUACCGUUCAUAAAAAUCGCCUUUUCAGAGUUUACUAUGUGCAGAAAGAUUUUCUUUGUUACAGUUUGGUGUUUAUAAUAUCUGCAAAAUGCUGUUUUUAGUCAAAAUAAACUUUAAAAUCAAUCAGA
This is a messenger RNA of Fundulus heteroclitus (mummichog), 2948 nucleotides long. Its product is annotated as sorting nexin-21-like. Gene Ontology annotation, cellular component: early endosome membrane. Lineage: Eukaryota; Metazoa; Chordata; Actinopteri; Cyprinodontiformes; Fundulidae. The record is from RefSeq and is a predicted model, not a curated record. The transcript has 6 exons. Gene Ontology annotation, biological process: protein transport. Gene Ontology annotation, molecular function: phosphatidylinositol phosphate binding. Bases 205 to 1476 code for a protein of 423 amino acids.